Cotesia glomerata is the source of this 5584-nucleotide messenger RNA. It is a transcript of the gene c12.2, whose product is annotated as von Willebrand factor A domain-containing protein 8. Lineage: Eukaryota; Metazoa; Arthropoda; Insecta; Hymenoptera; Braconidae. The coding region runs from base 69 to 5567 and encodes 1832 amino acids. The transcript is spliced from 17 exons. Gene Ontology annotation, cellular component: cytoplasm. Gene Ontology annotation, molecular function: ATP binding; ATP hydrolysis activity. The record is from RefSeq and is a predicted model, not a curated record.
GUUUAUUAUUUUUAAAGACUGUUGUGUUGAAAAAAUAUAAAUUAUUUAUUUUGUUAUUAUUUAAUGAAAUGUUAUUAAUAGAAUCAAAUCGACUUAACAUUGUUAAUAGAAUUUUAAAAAAUUCGAAAAACAUUAAUUUUUAUUUUUUGACAGCACGUAAAUCAGACAGUGUCAACGUAACUAUAAAUGACGUUUCAAAAAAAAUAAAACCUGCAAAAAAUCCAGAAUAUAUUCCUCAGAAAUAUUUGAUUAAAAAUCCAAGUCAAGAAGUAUUAAAAAAUUUGCGAUGGAUAAUGCAAAAAGAUAUUCUCGGCCAAGAUAUUUUUUUAAUGGGUGGACCGGGUCCCCGACGAAGAAAUUUAGCUUUAUCGUACCUUGAGCUUACAGAGCGAGAGGUUGAAUUUAUAGCUUUAUCUCGAGAUACAACGGAGACUGACUUGAAACAACGAAGAGAAAUAACCGAUGGUACGGCUAUUUAUCAUGACCAAAGUGCAGUUCGAGCUGCAACGCACGGUAGAAUUCUUAUUCUUGAAGGCGUAGAAAAAGCUGAAAGAAAUGUUUUGCCUGUUUUAAAUAAUUUAUUGGAGAAUCGAGAGAUGCAUCUUGAAGACGGUCGGUUUCUUAUUUCAUCAACUAGAUAUGAUAAACUGUUGGAGGAUCAUAGUCAAGAAGAACUUGAUGGAUGGAAACUCGUUCGUGUUAGUGAAGAUUUUCGUGUGAUAGCUCUUGGCUUACCAUCAUUACGUUAUCACGGUCAUCCCUUAGAUCCUCCUCUCAGAUCAAGGUUCCAAGCCAGGCAUAUUGCUCCCCCGACUUUCAAAGAACAACUGGAUACUCUGAAGAAUUUGGCGCCCCAUUAUGAUACAGGAAAAUUAUCACAACUUUUAUCUUGCUGCCACGCGUUUACAACUACAGAAGCUGUAACUUUAGGUCUUCCGGAUUUUCCAUUAAGUAAUUUAUUAAGCAUUGCUUCAAUUUUAGAUAAGUGUCCAAGUCUGUCGGUAUUUGACGUAUUUUAUACAUUUUAUCCGUAUAAUUUGUUUUUGGGAAAAGAAGGAAGAGAUGCUGUGGAACAUAUUCUCACUACUUUUGGAGUUAUAGAUAAAAAUAACCAUUUAAACAACACCUCCAGUGAUAAAAUAUCGGAAAUUGAAAAAAUAAAUGAUUCUUGCUUGGUUAAAUUGAAUAAAAAUAAUUGUCAAGUAACAUUAAAUGUUCCAAGUGGUCAUGAAAAUAAGCCACAUUCUGAUUCGUUUUACAUACCGACGUCCUAUCAAAACAACUUACUAACAAAUAUGAUAUUAUCUCAUGUAUCUUCCGACUACUGUAUAAUUGGCCCGAAGGGUUGUGGGAAAUCUGUACUUGUUGAUAAACUGUCGCAUGAUUUAGGAUAUGGAAUAGAACCUAUUGUCCUCUAUCAGGAUAUGACAUCACGAGAUCUGAUACAACAACGUUCUACGAAGCCAAACGGUGAUACUAUUUGGAAAAAUUCUCCUCUUAUUUCAGCAGCAUUAGACGGUAAGCUAGCUGUUCUGGAUGGAAUUCACCGUGUACAUCCCAGUAUAUUGGCAGUAUUGCAUAGACUUAUUUGUGAUCGAGAAAUUCAAUUACACGACGGAAAAAGGUUGAUUGGAUCUGAACGCUAUGAUGAGAUAAAAUUGAAAUAUGAAAAAACAGAUCAGCAGCUGACAGCUUCUGGAAUUUUUAGGAUAAAUCCUUCGUUUAGAAUCAUAGCUAUGGCUGAACCACCCGAUGUUAAUACUUUUAAUCAUUGGCUUAAUUCUGAACUACUGAGUUUGUUUCAUUUUCAUGAAAUUAGGCCUCUACAAAAAUCAGAGGAAAUUCACAUUAUUAAAACAAAGUACGGAGAACCCAGUUCAUCCAUGCUGAAAAUAAUUGAAUUAGCUCACACCUUGAGAUCCUCCAAAGAUUCAACUUUACAGUCUUUAGCAGGUUCCUUGAGCACACGACAAUUAUUAAGAAUAGCAGCAAGAAUGUCUAAGUACCCUAGUGAUAAUGUUUACGAAACCGUUCAGAAAGCAUGUCUUGCGCGGUUUUUGCCAGCAGUGUCAAAACAAGCACUUAUCGACUGCAUGAAACAACUUGGUAUUAAUCCAGUAAAAAGCAAUGUUGAAGAAUCAAUCAAGUGUAUCGUCGAUGAUAACACUUUGACUAUUGGAAAAACAACAGUGGAUCGUUAUAAAACAAAAGCGUUGACAAAAGUACCAAAUAUAUUAUUUUACGAUGUACCUCAACAUUUAAAAUUAUUAGAAAAUUUAUUACAAGAUUUUUUACUUGGCGAAAAUAUUUUGCUGGUUGGAAAUCAGGGAGUUGGUAAAAAUAAAAUAGUCGAUAGAUUGCUUCAGCUAAUGAAUCGUCCACGUGAAUAUAUUCAAUUACAUCGUGAUACAACAGUUCAAACAUUAACACUACAAACAAUUAUUAGAGAUGGGGUCGUUGUUUAUGAAGACUCUCCUUUGGUGCAAGCUGUUAAAUUGGGUCACGUUUUACUAAUUGAUGAAGCUGACAAAGCUCCUACUCACGUAACAUGUAUAUUGAAGACUCUUGCGGAAAACGGUGAAAUGAUUCUUUCAGACGGAAGACGAAUUUCUACAUCUAGUAGCAAUGAUCCAAAUACUAUAGUUGUACACCCGGAUUUCAGAAUGAUAGUUUUGGCCAAUCGACCUGGCUUUCCAUUUUUGGGAAAUGACUUUUUCGGUGUGUUAGGUGAUUUAUUUGCGACGCAUUCCGUUGAUAAUCCUAGUUUCAAUGACGAAAUAUCAUUAUUGAAACAGUAUGGCCCAGAUGUUGAUGAUAAAAUUAUUGAAAAACUUGUUCGAACUUUUGGAGAGUUAAGAAAUAUGUCAGAUCAAGGCUUAGUGGCGUAUCCUUAUUCAACUAGAGAAGUUGUAAAUAUUGUAAAGCAUUUGCAGAAAUUUCAAAAAGAACCAUUGUCGAGUGUCGUGCGAAAUGUUUUUGACUUUGACCGUUACUCAGCCGAAGUAUUUGAUACUUUAGUAAAGAUUUUACACAAAAAUGGCAUUCCUAUUGGUACUGAUGUGAAUAAUAUUGCAUUGGCAAAAGAAUUUCCUUUACCUGAUGUAAAGUUUGGAGGCAGUUGGAACAUAUCACAAGAAAAAAUUCUAAUACAUGUGCAGGAACAAUUUGUUAAAUUAAGCUCGCCAUUCUAUCCUGAACGCAAAAUAGAUUAUUUAGAUCGUGUUGAGACUAGAUCGGCAUGGUUUACUGAAAUGCAGAGUUACUGGACCAUUCCACAUGGUGAAAAUGAGUAUGUGAUUGGUUUAGCAGUGACGAAAAGCCCCAAAAAUGAUGGAAUCGACGAUAGGAUUCAUGUGUUGACGAUGAACCCUCUAUGUAUUUCGACAAUGACACUGAUUUCCAAACAAGUUGAUCAAAUUUUACUGAGCAGUUUUGUAAGCUUUGAUAAAAUUUAUCAACCGCGGCUUAGUAUUACUCCUGAUAACUCGGGAAAAUUAUGGAUUCACGAAGAAUCGUCCAAUACUUUGGUUGUCAUUGAUGUUGAUAACGGAAGUGCAAAAUCCGUAAAACUGUCAUCAUUUUUCAAAGAUGCCAGUAAUCGACUAUCAGGAGCAUUCAGAAAUCAAGCAACUAAGUGGAAAUUAAAAAAUGAAUUGAUAUCAUCAAAUAAUCAAGCUAUCUUGUACACUCCCAAUGGAAAUAAAAUAGACGUAUUGGAUUUAAAGACUAUGAAUUUAUUUUCAAUGUCACUGCCUUUGGACAUAGAAUCAAUUGCAAUAGUUUCACCGCAAAAGUGGUUGAUUCACAAUACGUCAAAAAAUUUAUUUAUUCUUGAAAAGUCUAUUGAUACAUUACCCUGUCCAAAUAUUUUACGGGUUGUAGAAAGGGACAGUAAAUCAAUAAACAUGGGAACUAUCAUAACUGCAAGCCAAAGCGGACUCAAUAAAAUAAAUUUAAGCAAAGCAUUAAAUCAGGAUAUUGAAUCACCAAACAGGUUUUUUGUUACUGAUUCCACUUAUGCAACUGUUGUUGUUGGAUUGCCUGAACUUUAUAGUACUAAUGAAGUUUACAUUUGGCCGCGAAAUCAAAGGGUUAGAGUCAGCAGUUCUCCGAUUGUUAAUGAUAGCCAAAUUAUAAAAGUUAUACCAUCAGAUAAAAUUCCCAAAGAAGCUACAGUUGAUGGUCAUAAUCAUAAUAUUUUUAAUUACCUAGAAGUUGUUGAUGUUGUUGAUCAUAAAGUUCGAUAUCUUCCGAUUCCGAUGACAAGCAGAGUACCACCGUCGUUUGAAUGGAUGUACCCUGAAGGUAUUCCGGUUUACAUUGCAGCCACUUCAAAUCAAAAUCUUGUUUCUGUGGAUUGUACAGGCUGCGUGAGUUUAUGGGAAACUUCUUCAGCUCACAUUGAAAAAUCGCUACUCGAAUGGCGUAAGAUGAUCGGAUCUGAUGGCGAACAUCUUCAACUUACUAAAGACAGGCACUCUGGACUUGAUACCAAUGCUCCGAAGCAUGGGAAAGUUGACCCUAAUAAUGAUCCACAUGUGGGUGGUAAUACAUGGGCUGGUGGUACUGGAGGGAGAGAUACAGCAGGUCUAGGAGGUAAAGGUGGACCAUAUCGAUUGGAUGCAGGUCACACAGUCCAUCAAUUGAGUGAUGAAGAAAAAAAUUCGGUGCCAGACCAUGUAAAAAAAGCCGCGAGAGAAAUGGGUGUACGUGCCUUCAAACAACGUUUACAAGAUAUUCGUAUGAGUGAAUACGAUCACGAGUUAUAUUCAAAAUUCAGCAAUGCAGUUACAAAGCAAGUAAAGACUUUGAGAGUAAUAUUGGGUAGUGUUCAAUCUAAAAGCAAUGAACGUCAAUGGUUGAAACAUCAAACGUCUGGUGAAUUGGACGAUACUAAAUUGAUCGAAGGUUUAACUGGCGAAAAAACAAUUUACCGUCGCAGAGCCGAAAAGGAACCUGAAAUAGGAGCACCACUACUGAAACCAAAGAGAUUUAAACUUGUUGUCGAUGUUUCUGGCUCUAUGUACCGAUUUAAUGGAUAUGACGGACGGCUGGACCGUGAGUUGGAAGCUUGCGUUAUGGUAAUGGAGGCUUUUAGUGGUUACGACGAUAAGUUUAAAUAUGACAUUGUCGGUCAUUCCGGUGAUACACACAAUAUUUUGUUUGUUGAUCAUAAUCAACCACCAACAAAUAAUAAAGAACGACUUGAAAUUAUAAAGAUGAUGCAUGCCCAUUCGCAAUUCUGUAUGUCGGGUGAUCACACGCUGGAAGCAACUCAGCACGCAAUUAGAAGCAUAAGUCGAGAGAAUGCCGACGAAUCCAUUGUUGUUGUUUUUUCUGAUGCAAAUCUCGAGCGUUAUGGAAUUCCGCCUCAACGGUUAGGUCAAUUAUUAACCUCCUGCCCGGAAGUAAACGCGUACGUUAUCUUCAUUGGGUCACUUGGUGAUCAAGCUACAAGAGUUAUUCAAAAAAUGCCUUCAGGGAGAGCAUUUAUUUGUAUGGACCUUCAGAAUAUUCCUCGAAUAUUGCAACAAAUAUUCACCGCAUCAAUGUUAAACACGCAGUAGUACUAAUGAAUAUAAAU